UUUAUAAAUAGAAUCAUAUGUGUUGCAAAAUGCCACAUUCGUGUAUGGCAAACAAAACGUUUUCUCUUUUAUAGGAGAGUUUUGUAACAGACGUAGAAAUGUUUUGCUUAUGAAAAAGGUGCAAUUUCGACAACAAAAGACAGCGACUCCACUGGACUCGACUCCUCAUUGACUGAUUGUUCUGUGAGAUGCAUCAUGCCCAUGCCCAGUGGACCGGCUCACUGUUGUGAGUGGAGGACCCACCAGUAGAACAGGGAGUUAUGGAGAACCCACCAGUAGAACAGGGAGUUAUGGAGAACUUGAAAACUACUCCCAUGGAGAAUGGAACCAGUGGUGGAAGUGAAAACUGUGGGGGGAGCUUUACGUCCGCACCAACCGCUCCUCUGCGGCCGCCUAGUGCGAGAUCAGUCCUGUGGAUUCCUGUGAUAUUUGCAGCAGCAACUUAUGGACUUUAUGCCCUGUCGCAAAAUAUACCAAAACAUCGGCAGGGAGAUAGCUCAAACCUGAAGUUUCCGACAAAUAUUGACGACCUUCAAGGCAUCGCGACGUUCCUCCAGCAGUACCGGGCAGACCAUGCGGUGUCUGUGAUGAUUCUCUUUAUAUGUGCCUAUCUCUACAAGCAGUCCUUCGCCAUUCCCGGAUCAGUCUUUCUGAAUUUGUUGGCUGGUUCGGUGUUCGGUACGUCCCUCGGGUUUCCGCUUGUUUGUUUUCUCACAGCUGUCGGGGCGUCCACCUGUUACAUGCUGUCAAAUAUUUUCGGGAAAUCCCUACUUGUGAAAUAUUUCCCUAACAAAGUGCAAUUUUUUCAAGACAAGGUUGAAGAGAAUCUAGACAGUUUGUUUUUCUUCCUCCUCUUUCUACGUUUGUUCCCCAUGUCGCCCAACUGGUUCAUGAACAUGGUGGCUCCCAUCGUCAAUGUGCCUCUCCCCCUGUUCUUCAUGUCAGUAUUAGUAGGUUUGAUGCCAUACAACUUCAUCUGUGUUCAGACAGGCUCGAUGUUAUCAGAAAUCCGUUCAUUAGAUGAUAUUUUCACGUUAUGGACGAUGGCCCAGUUGGCAGCGAUCGCACUGAUGGCCUUAAUUCCUGGCUUUGUUAUAAAGACUAUCCAUGCUAAGAAACAGAAGACUCAAUAAUUACCAUGGUAAACACAUCUGGUAAAACUAGCGUAUUUACCUGAAAGAAAAGUUAACAAUCCUGGGUGCAUGUUUAUAGUCCUCUGUGAAUUGAAAAUGUACAUAACUCGGUUACUAGUUAUGCAGAAAGUUUCAAGCAAACUGUUCAUUUGGCAUAACCCGUCACGAUUUUUGCUGUUGUAUCAUGAAAAGUUAUGAAUUAAACUGUUAUUUUGAGAGUGUACAUAUAUUAUACAUGUUAAAGUAUAAAUACUUGUAAAUAGAAAAUUAUGUAUUACUAAUAAUUGUAUAUUGGUUAUGAAAACAUAUAGUUCCAUGUAAAAGGAUUAUAAUUUGAUACCUUCUAUGGUUUAUCUAUGUGCCAAAUACAUGUGUAUUAUUUAUUCUAUUUAUGUCAGCUGUCUAGUGGAGGAAAGAGAGACGUGUACAUACCUAACUUUUAAAUACGUCUGUCAGUUAAAUUAUAUAACCUAAUUAAUUUCUAAAAAACCCAAAAUGAAUAUUUGUGUUUUUUGUUGGGUAUCUAUGUUGAUUUUUGUUGUGUUUUGUUCUGUAUAUUUAAAUGUAAUGCAGGCAUGUGUGCAGGAAUUUUAGCAUAGGGAUACACACAUAGGUCUUCUAGUCUGUGGCAAGUCAAGUUUACAGUGGGGUCAAUAUAUGUUUCCCUGGAAAAUGUAUUGAUAAAAAAAAACAUUGCUUGAGCAGCUGGAGGUGGAGUUUCAACCCUCUGCACACACGCCUGUAGUGUCUGAUACAGAUAAUUAAUAACAGUGAGCAGCUGGAGGUGGAGUUUCAACCCCCUGCACACACGCCUGUAGUGACUGAUACAGAUAAUUAAUAACAGUGAGCAGCUGGAGGUGGAGUUUCAACCCUCUGCACACACGCUUGUAGUGACUGAUACAGAUAAUUAAUAACAGUGAGCAGCUGGACGUGGAGUUUCAUCCCCCUGCACAGACGCCUGUAGUGACUGAUACAGAUAAUUAAUAACAGUUAGCAGCUGGACGUGGAGUUUCAACCCUCUGCACACACGCCUGUAGUGACUGAUACAGAUAAUUAAUAACAGUGAGCAGCUGGAGGUGUAGUUUCAACCCCCUGCACAUACACCUGUAGUGACUGAUACAGAUAAUUAAUAACAGUGAGCAGCUGGAGGUGUAGUUUCAACCCUCUGCACACACGCCUGUAGUGACUGAUACAGAUAAUUAAUAACAGUGAGCAGCUGGAGGUGUAGUUUCAACCCUCUGCACACACGCCUGUAGUGACUGAUACAGAUAAUUAAUAACAGUGAGCAACUGGAGGUGUAGUUUCAUCCCCCUGCACAUACGCCUGUAGUGACCGAUACAGAUAAUUAAUAACAGUGAGCAGCUGGAGGUGUAGUUUCAACCCCCUGCACACACGCUUGUAGUGACUGAUACAGAUAAUUAAUAACAGUGAGCAGCUGGAGGUGGAGUUUCAACCCCCUGCACACACGCCUGUAGUGACUGAUACAGAUAAUUAAUAACAGUGAGCAGCUGGACGUGGAGUUUCAACCCCCUGCACACACGCCUGUAGUGACCGAUACAGAUAAUUAAUAACAGUGAGCAGCUGGAGGUGUAGUUUCAACCCCCUGCACACACGCUUGUAGUGACUGAUACAGAUAAUUAAUAACAGUGAGCAGCUGGAGGUGGAGUUUCAACCCCCUGCACACACGCCUGUAGUGACUGAUACAGAUAAUUAAUAACAGUGAGCAGCUGGACGUGGAGUUUCAACCCCCUGCACACACGCUUGUAGUGACUGAUACAGAUAAUUAAUAACGGUGAGCAGCUGGACGUGGAGUUUCAACCCCCUGCACACACGCUUGUAGUGACUGAUACAGAUAAUUAAUAACGGUGAGCAGCUGGACGUGGAGUUUCAACCCCCUGCACACACGCCUGUAGUGACUGAUACAGAUAAUUAAUAACAGUGAGCAGCUGGACGUGUAGUUUCAACCCUCUGCACACACGCCUGUAGUGACUGAUACAGAUAAUUAAUAACAGUGAGCAGCUGGACGUGUAGUUUCAACCCCCUGCACACACGCCUGUAGUGACUGAUACAGAUAAUUAAUAACAGUGAGCAGCUGGAGGUGUAGUUUCAACCCCCUGCACACACGCCUGUAGUGACUGAUACAGAUAAU
Gigantopelta aegis is the source of this 3282-nucleotide messenger RNA. RefSeq names its product transmembrane protein 41A-like. The record is from RefSeq and is a predicted model, not a curated record. Lineage: Eukaryota; Metazoa; Mollusca; Gastropoda; Neomphalida; Peltospiridae. The transcript is spliced from 6 exons. The coding region runs from base 261 to 1133 and encodes 290 amino acids.